Messenger RNA from Trichoderma virens Gv29-8, 7716 nucleotides. RefSeq lists its product as uncharacterized. Lineage: Eukaryota; Fungi; Ascomycota; Sordariomycetes; Hypocreales; Hypocreaceae. Bases 1 to 7716 code for a protein of 2571 amino acids. The record is from RefSeq and is a predicted model, not a curated record. The transcript has 3 exons.
AUGGAGGACUCGCACAAUCACCCAGUGAAACGUGCUCAGACUUCUCUAAACCCGCAAAGUCAAUCGACGACCUACCAGGUCAACGUCAGCCGCAAGAAGACGAGGAAAUGGGUCGAGGCUAAGGUCCAGAGCUAUGACGGCGACGACUGGGGAGCUGACGAGUACGACGAAGAGUCUGAUCAUGAAGCUCCUCCGCCUCCGCCAAUCAACCCCUCGCUGCGCACAUUCUCUGGCACCGACCUGCUACACUCUCGCCACAAUACUCCCAGCCCAGCCUCGAGUUUGAGUGCGCUGCCGUCUCUGCGAACACAAGUCCAGCAGCAGCAGCAGCAAUCUCCCGUUGUGCCACCAGCAAACCAGCCUCCGCGGAUUGGAGUUACUUCGCCUGUCGUAUCAGACGUCUUGACUCGUAGCGCCUCGGAGUCGAUUGCCAGCGGCCAUGUUGUAUCACCUCAACCCGUGGCUGCUUUCCAAGGACGUGAAGGCGACGGCAAUCUGUCGCUAGCCGGCAUUGCUCAGCUGCCUUCACAAAUCCAACAGCAGCAACAAGCUCCCGGCGGCUAUGAUGUGUCACGCUCUUCCAGCUUCGAGCAGGCUAUAAAGCCCACAUCUACACCUCCAGUUGUUGAUCGCUCCGUGUCUCCCCAAAUUUCCGCACCACCACCACCACCUCCUGCAGACCAACCUCCCCCCGUCAUUUACUCGCCUGACAAUUACAGUCGUCUGGAGGAUGACAAGGCCCAUGAGACACUAGCAUUGGCUCCUGCUGUUCCCCCGAGCUCUGGACCUGACCAAUCCACUGUAUCUGCUCCAAAGCCGCUGUCUAGUGAGGACAGGCGCGAUACCUGGGAAAGGGACGACGAUUCCUCUCACGGGGAUCAUCAAGACAACCAAGGAAUCCGUCCCGAUUUUGAGUCCCAAGCUGGGAUUGAUCGUGGGAGAAUGUCUGUUAGUCCCAAGUUGCCGGACCUUGCUCGCAUGUCCGCUUUUGGCACUGACCUCUUUGCCUCCUCAUCGAGCAACAACAACUUUUUGAAGCAAGCUCCUAUCAGUGAAGAUCAGGGGAAUAGAGACGAACCCGCUGCUGCUAUUCCCGCAGCUACUACUGCAGAAUCUCGUUGGCAGCCUCCCGCAGUGCCAGCCGAGGACGAAGACCAGUCAGAAGCUCCUGGAGGUGCACCUCUCUCUCAGCCCAACAGCCUAUUCCCUGGUAGAAACAUUCCAGUCAUUCCACCAUUGCGAACUCCUAGCCCCCAACCGUCCGCUGCGGCUCCCUUUGACUCGCAAGGAACCAAAAUCACUCCCACAGAGCCUCUUCAGCCCCACAGGGGAGAGCCAUUGCCGGAUUUUGAAGCUCCUCCGUCAUUCCAAAGAGUGCAGACUUAUGGCACAGACUCCUCGUCUCCCAUAAAGGACAGCCCGUUGAAAGAAAACGACGUGCUUAGUGACGAGAUUAUGCGGACUCUUAGCCCCUCGGGUGCAACUCCUGCUGAUGUCAAGCUCAGCGAUGGUCCCCAACUGCAUCCUCCGGAGGGCCGGAGCGCCGUUAGGGAGAGCAGUUACACUCUUAUGGACUAUGAUAGUUACUGGGCGGAUACAGCAGGAGAUUCGGGCCCGGGCCAUGAGGAUGCGCCAGUGCCGCCAACUGAGAACCUCCAGAGCACACCAGCCGCUACUGAGACGCUUCCCGCUCCUUCAGCUCAAUCUGGUUUGAAAUUAUCAACCGAUAACACCUCUCCGCCAGAGGCAGCUACGAUAACGUUUGAUACGAUUUUCUCUCCUCAGCAGUCCCAGCAAUUGCCCCAAGAAGAGCGACAACAGGAACCUCAGCCGCAGCAGCAGCAAGAGGAUCAACAGGAGCCACAAUCAUCCCUUAGACGAAGGUUUUCCUGGGAGGCUGAAGAGGAGCGCCACACUCCCACAACUCUGGCUCAGACUCCCAUACAAGCUCAGCCAACCAGUGAUGACUCUGCCGCUCCUGCAGUCCAUCUCACUGGGCCAUCCGGUCAACCAUUUGAGCCAUCCGUGACGAACUUGAGCACCGAAUCUCGUAGCCAUAGCCCUGUAUCCCAGCUAUCGCAGGCACCAACAACGGCGGCGGGAUCUGGCUUGGGUGCCCUGGUGCUUCAGACAUCCAAUCCAUCCGGCAGUUUCCCGGGGCAUGAUUCGUCGCUUCCCGAGCCUCCUUCUCCAGUGUCUGUUUCUGUGAUCAGUGAUAAACCUUCUACCACUGCCCGUGAACAAGCGCGCAUGUCCAUUGCCGACGACAAGCUGCUCGCUGACCAGGGCUCCGUCAGUUUGGUGACGGCAUCUCCACCUCCAGCUUCGGAUUCUCACCCGGCCGUGUCUUCACCGACUUCUGCAGCGUCUGUGCCCGCUCCACAAGCCCCUGCCCCUAAUGCAAACCCACUUGCACAGGCCAAAGCCAUGAACUUCCGGGAUAUCAUGGCUUUGUCGACGCCGUCGGAGAGGAUAGCAAAAUACAACGAAGCACGCGAGGCCUUGGCGGCAAGAGAUUCCGGCUUGGAGAGCUGGCUUGUAUAUCUGACCACGGAGCAUCCCGAGCUUUCGGCCUCCAUCUCUGCUCCGGGAGGCCAGAUGACGCCUCGGUCAAGUAACAACGCCUCCUUGCCAGCAGGAGCUCAGCCCUCGAGCCAACAGCCUUAUUACCAGCAGUAUCUCAACGCCAGCUCGCCAAGCACGUCUGUGCCACAAAGCGGAGGUGGAGGUGGUAGCGGUGGUGGCCGCUCGAGGUUGGGUGGGUUGUCGAUGCCAUCUCAGAUGUCCGGCAGUGCGUUUGGGCAUUCGGGCAACCAGAUUGGCACAAAGAGCAAGGAGUUCAUGCAUUCAGCUGGAAAGAUGGGCAAGGGACUGUUGAGCAAGGGCAAAAGCAAACUGCGCGGAAGCGGGGACAAGGUCGAUACGAUCCCUCCGGACCAUCCGAUACCCAACAAAGCGCAACGACGCUCGACAUGGCGGUUCAGUCUCGAGCCAAGACCUCGUGAAGAUGAUGCUGCCCCACAUUCCAGCAGCGACAUCUCCACGACACCGCCACAGCUGCCCGACCCGUCCCCGGUCUCCCCCUUGAACGCCGCAGAUGGCCCUGGAUCCGCCUUUCCAUGGAGUGUCUCAAAUGACACGCCCGCCCUCGACCCGUCAGCUGUGAAGCCGCCUGGCGAUGAACACGUCAGAUCGGACGACUUAGUCAUCGCCAAUUCCUUCCUCCACGGGGCUUAUGUGUCAGCAGAGCAGGAGGAGAACGUAUUCCCCGCUGGCCAAAGAAUCUCCGACUUGAAUCCAGAUAUGGUGACGCCGGAUGAUUGGGUCAUGGUUCAGCAUCAGGGUGAACAAAGUCAGGCUCAGAGAUUGUCCAUGUCAUUUAGGGCAAUGGCUGCAAACGACGAGCAGGCGCGACAACAGCAGAGCCAGCCCCUGGAUAGCUCGGACGCGCCAAAGCGCAACUCAUCCUUUAUCGGUCUGCCACCCAUCAGGAGAGGCUCAACAUUUGGCACAAAAUCAAAAGCACGGAGGGCCACAGAACGCUUCUCCCUAGACGACGAAGAUGGUGACGAUGGUGGGGACUUUGAUGCUCCUCCCCUCUCUCCAGUCAGCGGCAUUGACGCGUCGAUACAUCCCUCAGAGGUCGUGACGGGUGCGAGUCAAGGGGAACGCAAUGAAAGGGCCCUCCCUCCUCAACCCGCGCAAGGAGUACCGGUGGCCGCGGGUGCUGAGCCUAAAUUUGGCCAGCAACAUUUCUCCCAUGCAGGUCAUCAUCCUCACCAGCAGCAGCUACAACAACAGCCGCAGCAGCAAUAUCCUGGUGGACCAAACCCUCAACUUAGUCAAGGCGCGCCUAUGCUUGGUAGCCUAGUCCAGAAACUCCCUCCCGCAGGUCCGUGGAAGCUGGAAGAGAGCCAUCUAACUGAGCCGCUUCACCUAACCAAAAAGCGCUCCGGCACAGACUUUUCGCAGCAGGAUAUGUAUCAUGGCUACAAUAAAGAGCUUGGAUUGGAGUUCCCUGCAGCUCCAGUACCUCUCGCUCAGGGGCCUCCCGGGCGAUUCAGAAGCGAUGUGCCUCCAUCGUCUGCUCGGCGCUAUCCGGAGCUGUUUUCACUUCCAGGACAAGACCCACGACAAUUUGGUCGAGGCCAAGGAUACCCGCCCCAGAUGCAAGGCCGCCAGCCAAGAGAGGGAGCGGCGCCUAUACGGCAGCAACAAGGAGGACCAGAGGCCGAUGAGCGUGGGCGCAGAAGGAAUUCGGGCCUCUUCAAAGAGAUUGGGACUCGAAUUGCGAGAGCAACCUCAAGAGAACGCCGGAGCUCUAUUACUGAGCCUAGACCGCCAUCUAUACAGCUUCGAGGAGAUGAGGUGUCCGAUAUCAGCGUAACAACGGAGGAUACAUCGGAUCGUAGAAAGAAGCGAGCCAGUUUCCUUGGGUUUUCCGGCCGUCCUUCCUCGGACCAGCCACUUCGGAAGGAAGACGACCCAGGCCACCAAGCACGCCAGCGGGAUACACGAUCUGCUGGAGGUGAGCCACCCGUUGACCCCCGCGAGGAUCGUAAGCGCUCCCUCUUUGGUGGCGGCGGACAGCACAAGAUAGGUCCGGGUAACUUCUCUCGCUCGUCCACUUCCAACUCAGCACUUGAGUCUGGUGGCGACGGCCGAGAUCCGCACAAGAGAAGAAUAUCUGAUAUUGCCAAGGUGUCAGGCAUUGCUGGCCUAUUUGGUCGCUCACGUCAGGAUCGUGCGUCAUUGGGUGCUAUGCCCCGGCAGCAGAACGACGAGCGAGGGCAAAACAUCCAAGCUUUCAAUCAAAAAGCUGCUAUCCCUGAUCGACCGCCCAUGCAACUGCCAUCUUUGGAUUUUACAUCGGACCCUCUGGAUUCCAUGUCUAGUUUGGGCUUGGAAGAAUCAUUUCAGAAUUACCGUUAUGAGGAGCAGCAGCAGCAGCAACCGCAGCGUGCGCUAGAACCCCCCCCGCAGAGACAGUUUGGCAAUCAUAAUGCCUUCUCUGUUGGUCCUAUGGACCCUCAAACCCAGCAGAUCUCUCCGCUACCCACUUCAGUUGGAGGCCAGGAGAGGGCAGCAGCCCCGACAGGAUUGGCAUCCCCUCAGUUCAACCAGCUACCACAGGGCAUCAGUCAGGAUUCAGAGCGACAGCAUCCUCAGACUCGUUUACCACCUCUUGCGACUGAGGCUCCAGUGCCCGUGCAGAAUGUGAAUACUGCUGCUACAGAGGGCCAAAACUCUUCCGGCAACGGGGGUUUGGAAACUCCUCCUGAAUCCCAAUUGGACUCGGCAAUGGAUGAAAAGACCCCCAGGGUUCAAGAAUACAUCUUUCAGGAAAAGCUGGCAGCUCUCCAGCUCGAGGGAGAUAAUGUGAGCGAAGAGGAAGUUCUGAGAUCGCAGACGGUAUCUCCAGAUAUAUCCAUCGUGUCCACCUCUAAGACAGAGGAGCAAGGCCCUGUCCAAUCGCACAGCAAUGCCUCUGAGCAUAGCGAGGUGGUUGAAGGGGUUUUGAUUACACCCCCUCCUGAAGCGUCUCUUCCUGCAACUGCGGAUGCUGACAAUGUCGGACUUUCUGCCAUCCACCAUAAUGUGCCACCGUCAGUCCACUCAUUCCCAUCGAUUUCUUCGCUUCGUGAGAAAUCGGAUGUCAAGUCUAUCCAGCAAGAAGGAAGUUCUGUACACCAAACAGAAGAGAGCGUGGCAAUAUCACCGGAACCGUCACCGCAAGUUACAAAGUCUGAAGUAUCGAGCAAAGCUGCAACACCAGUGUCUCAGCAUCAACAACUGCACUCGCCGGCUUUGGCGACAGUAAAGCUGCCAGAGACGCAGAGCGUUGAUCCGCCAGCUACUCCUCGGUCUCAAACCAGACCUGAAUCCCAGCAGCGGCCCGUUGAUACAGCAGGGCAGCGGCAACUCUCUACGCCGUCAUCACCACUACUUGCCAGCAUCCAAGCAACACAACAGCAACCCGUACAGCAGCAAUAUCCCGUACAACGGCAGCAUCCCAUGCAGCAUCCCUUACAACAGCAACCUGUGCCGCAGCAGCAUCUCGUACAGCAUCAACAUCCCUUACAGCAGCAUCCCGCACAACAGUUGCGGCCUCAAUAUCCGCCGUCGGUAAGCGCCUCUAAUGCGUCCAUUGCUUCAGAGGCAUCAACCCCGGUAUAUCAAGUCCAAUCUGGACCACAAAACCUUUUCCCAGGGCUUCCUGGACCAUUCGGACGAGCGUCUACACAGCCUCCAGACGCUGCUGCACAGCAGAAAGAUGGCCAGGGAUCGCGAUGGAAAGGACUCAAAAAUCGAGUGAGCGAGCAGAUUUCCCAAAGAUCUCAGCCGCAGCAGCCGCAGCAACAGCAGCAACAACCGGUACAAAACAUGAACCAGGGCCAGAACAAGACUGCUGUGGGAGACAAGAUCAAGGGCAAUAAGUUGCUAGGCGCUCUGAGACGUACAUCGAAGCAACCGGAACUUAGCCAAAACCAGGGCAAUGUCCAACCAUCUUCCAGCUCCAAGCAGCUUCCAAACCCGAUCCCACAGCCUCAUGCUCAGGGAUAUCAGCCGCAACCAGGACAGUUGCAGGGGCCACGGCCUAAUGCUAUGCCUGCUAACAACCAGUACUUGCAGCCAUCUAUGCAGCCACCCAAUAUGCCCAGAGCAAAGACUAUGCCUCCUGGGCCGGCUCAACAGAAUGCUCCCCCCCGAAACCAGACGCGGUCAUCAGAGCCGCGUUAUGAAAGCGUCCCCAUCCCCAGAGGAUAUACGGCGGUACAUGGCGAGGGCAUAACGGUGCCAUCGCCAUAUCACCCGAACGUUCGACGCCAGUUCGGCCCCCUACCACCACAGCAGCAAAUGCAGCAACAUCCCCAUCCGCAGAUGCAACGACAAUGGCAAGGUGGCCACCCCCCACCCAUUUCUCAGCAGCCUCAGCAAUCUCAGCCAACCCAAUUCCAAGGAAGCCCCCGAAUGGCUCAAGGCCCACAGAAUGGAGGUCCUGUUCAUAUGAGAGCUCCAUCUGACUCACGAUCCGACUACCUCAGUCCUCGGAGCCCUGAAUCAUUCAAUACGCAAUCGAGCCGGCAUAAUCGACACAAUUCCCAAGGUAGCCAGAAUAGCAGAGCUGAGCCACCGCGACCUGGCAGUGGCAUGGGCAGCAUACUGGGAAUGUCACAUCCAGGCAGCCCUCAGCCGUCUGAAAAGGGAAAUCUAUCUGUCAUGGACCGUCCUCGCUCUGCUUCACGGAGUCCCGCUGUGCCUGUUGGGGCUGAUCAGAAGCCUGAUCUGGAUCCCAGCCCGAAGCCAGAGGGAACGUAUGAUUCAAGUCGGGCUUCGAACCUUGGCAUAGAUGUAGAUAAAGCCCAGCAACUGGUGGAGGAUGACCUUUAUGCGGCUACGCCCAAGGUGGUACCAAAUGUGGCUGGAGAUGCCGGCAACUCAUCUGCCACAUCUCAGUCAGCAUCAAACGAGCAGGCAGAAAGCUCUGCAAGUGCAGCGGGCAAGGCCACCAUAAAACCAGUAAACGCUGGUGUGAUGGCAGAAUUAGAAGACACGGAAGAAGCACGAAAGCGAGCCAUAAGGCUGGCAUCACAGGAGGAGAAGAUCUUUUACGAGCCAGAGGAUUACGAACCCAAGAUGAGCGCGACGAGCUAUCCUGGACAAGAGUGGAAUCCGUUUGGCGAGCCGGAAUUUGCAGACUGGAAGGAAGAUUGA